Messenger RNA from Clarias gariepinus (North African catfish), 2510 nucleotides. Its product is annotated as sodium-dependent lysophosphatidylcholine symporter 1. Gene Ontology annotation, molecular function: symporter activity. Gene Ontology annotation, biological process: carbohydrate transport. Gene Ontology annotation, cellular component: membrane. The record is from RefSeq and is a predicted model, not a curated record. The coding region runs from base 499 to 2067 and encodes 522 amino acids. The transcript has 14 exons. NCBI's taxonomy places the organism in Eukaryota, Metazoa, Chordata, Actinopteri, Siluriformes, Clariidae.
GCCUUAACGGGAGAAAAUGUUAAUGAAAAACGGUCGUUUGUACUUGGUCAUGUGGUCUGAUAUUUAUUCAGUUAUUUUUGUGCGCACAAGUUGCACAUUGCAUUUGAGGAAGGCGUAGACUUGGGGAGUUGACAGGCACUUCGGGGUGCUUCGCCCUGCAGCGUGUACAAUCAGCCCUCAGGGGUAACCGCCUACUUUUCUUUACUUACAAGAUUUCCGCUGCGGCUGUUUGUAGAUAGGCUACACGAAAGCGAGUGUUCUUUCAUCCUUCAUUUUAAAGAGAAAAAGAAAUCGCUCUGGGAUCAACAACAAACAUUGACCAAGACAUGAAGCCUGGCCACCGGAUAUAAACUUUUUUUCGUAGUUGUGCUUUUCACGAAAGAAUCCGACGCAAAGUUAUUCCGUGCCGCAGGAUUAACUGUUUCCGACCGCUCGUCUUUUUCCUGUAAAACCCCAAGUGUGUGAAAGUGUCAGCUGCUGUGGAGGCGCGCGAGGAGGAUGCGCCCGGAGUCACACACACAGCGCGCGGACAUCGCGUGUGCUAAGGAAACAAACUGCGAGCAACAGAAAGAGCCAGGCAUUCCACUAAAAAAGAAACUGUGCUAUGGCAUUGGAGGGAUGCCUUAUCAAAUGACAUCUAAUGCCAAAGGCUUUUUCAUGAAGAUCUUCCUACUGGAUAUUGUGCAGAUGACUCCGUUCUAUGUGUCUAUGCAUCUUUUCCUUGGCCGAGUCUGGGAUGCGAUCACAGACCCUUUAGUGGGAUACAUGGUUAGCAGGAGUGGCCGCACUCGCUUAGGCAAACUUAUUCCCUGGAUUGUGUACUCCAUGCCAUUGGGAGUGAUCUCCUACAUUAUGCAGUGGUACACUCCUAAGAACACCAUGUCUCCUGCCUUCAGCUUUUGCUGGUUCGUUGGUUGGUGCUGUCUUUUUGACACGUUCAUGAGUUGCUACCAUGUACCCUACAGUUCUCUAAACAUGUUUUUGGGUGGUAACCAAAAAGACAGAGACUCAGCUACUGGCUACAGGAUGGGAAUGGAGAUGUUUGCGACAUUGGCAGGAGCCACCAUCCAGGGACAGAUUGUUGGGGUGUAUCAUGCUAAAAAAGCACAAGCAUGUAGUGAGCUCAAUGAGACUCUUGCACUAACGAGAAACUAUUCAUCUGAGCUGUACAACAGCUCCACCGCUCUUUUUACAGACACACUACAGGAUACGAGGAGAGCUUAUUUGAUUGCUGCAUUGGUGUUAGGAGCGUUCUACUUCCUGUCCUGCACUGUGCUGUUCCUCGGAGUGAAGGAGCAAUUAGCUCCACUGAGUAAGCUGGAUCGCGUACAAGUCUCAUUCCUGAGCGGUAUGAAAAUGCUUGUGAGACAUAAGUCAUAUGUCCAACUUGUGCUCGGAUUUCUCUUUACUUCAGUUGCUUUUCAGAUGGGCCAGGGAAACUUUGCUCUUUUCUGUACAUAUGCAGCUGGAAUGGGUGCUUACUUCCAGCACCUUGUACUCAUAUUACUGAUUGCAGGCACAUUGUCCAUUCCACUAUGGCAGAUGCUAUUGGUCAGGCUGGGCAAGAAGACCACUAUCUUCAUUGGGCUAACAGUUUAUAUUCCUGCUCUCAUCAUUUUAUCCUGUGUGAAGGGUAAUUUCAUUGUCUUUUCCAUGGUGGCAAUUUUGGCUGGUGCCAGUCUAGCAAGUUUAUAUCUACUUCCAUGGUCAAUGCUGCCAGAUGUGGUGGAUGACUUUAAAGUGAAGAAUCCAUCAUGUACCGAUCUGGAGCCCAUGUUUUACUCUUGCUAUGUAUUUUUUAACAAGUUUGGUGGAGGUGUAGCACAUGGUGUCUCUACACUUGCACUACACUUUGCAGGGUACCAGCCAGGUGCUUGUAGCCAUGAUCCUAAAGUGAUCAUCACAUUGCAGGCUCUAGUUGCCCCAGUGCCCAUCUGUCUGCUGCUCAUAGGAAUGAUGUUCUUCUACCUUUAUCCCAUAAAUGAACAGCGGCGCCGACAGAUCCAGGCCACCCUGCAGAAAGCAGCAGCAGAAAAUGAAGAUACUAGAGAGGAGAUGGUUCUUUGAAGAAUGCUGAAGAUCUUGGCUGAUUUUGCUUUUCACGUAGCCCUCGCAACAUUCAGCAUUUCUGCCAUGAAUUUCAAGCAGUUUUCACUAUUUUCAGGAUGUAUUAUUCAAUAUAUUCCAAAAUGAAUUUAAUAUUUGUCAAACCUGUUUGACUGGCAUAGACAGGCAUUACUUUCUAUGCAGUUUUGUAAGCACUUUGUGUGUCAUCUGUUUGUGUUUGUGUAUGUGUAAUAGAGACAGAAACAGAGAUCCUUGACAUAAACUAUUAAAAGCAUAAUCAUUUAGAUUAUGUAUGUGUGCAGUGUCCACAUAUACUGUACAUAACUAACUUUGUUAUGCAUGUUUAUAUUUACACUGGAACAUUGGAUUACAAGCAUAAUUCUUCCGAAAGCGGGCUCGCAUUUUAAAACACUCAUAAACCAAAUCAAAUUUUCCCAUAAGAA